Molecule: messenger RNA, 1097 nt
Organism: Theobroma cacao (cacao)
Lineage: Eukaryota; Viridiplantae; Streptophyta; Magnoliopsida; Malvales; Malvaceae
Product: putative protein S-acyltransferase 1
Biological process (GO): protein targeting to membrane; peptidyl-L-cysteine S-palmitoylation
Cellular component (GO): endoplasmic reticulum; Golgi apparatus
Molecular function (GO): protein-cysteine S-palmitoyltransferase activity
Source: RefSeq, a predicted model, not a curated record
ACGCCAAAUCCCAAGUUGAAAUGAAGCUUGGAGGAAUGUUUGGGAAUCUGGGGGUUUCUCUAAUGGAGAAUGUCUGUAAAAUCAGAAGAGUUGUUGAAGAACAAUGCCUUCAACAUGGUUGCUAUGGAAACAAUGCAAAAGGAACUCGAACUUACCAAGUUUGGCCAGGGAACAAUGUGUUUUUCUUCCAGGGUCGACUUGUAUGCGGCCCAGAUCCAAGAGGGUUGCUCCUGACAGCUGUUUCUAUACUUAUUUCAAGUUGGAUUUUCACCAUUUACAUUGGAUAUGAUUUACCAAAGACUAAUUCCACUCUUAUUGUCAGUAUAUGUUUGAUUCUGACUGUGAUGGUUCUUGUCAACUUGAUUCUGGUUAGUGCAAUUGACCCUGGAAUCAUUCCUAGAAGUGAACAAGCAAUAUCUCUUGAAGAUAUCGGUACCAGUAGUAAUUGGACUCGGAGGAAGAAGGUAACUGUUAAUGGGGUGCAACUGAAACUAAAAUAUUGUCGGAUUUGUAGGAUUUUUAGGCCACCAAGGAGUUGCCAUUGCGCCAUAUGUGACAAUUGUGUUGAAAAAUAUGAUCACCAUUGUCCAUGGGUUGGUCAGUGUAUUGGGCUGAGAAACUAUCGCUUCUUUUUGACAUUUUUGAUAACAGCACUAGUCUUCUUUAUCUACAUAUUUGCUUUCUCUUGCUGGAGGAUCCAACAAAGAACGUUGGAAACUGGUACUGGGUUGUUUGGAAUGCUAAGGAACUGCCCUGAAACCUUGGCAUUGACAGUGUUUAGCUUUGCUGCCAUUUGGUUCCUAGGUGGCCUUUCUAUUUUCCAUUCCUAUUUAAUUGCAAUAAAUCAGACGGCUUAUGAGAAUUUUCGGUACCGCUACGUGGGCUCUUCAAAUCCAUAUGACAAAGGAAUAAUAAGUAACAUUAAAGAGGUGCUAUUUGCACCUUUACCACCUUCUGGAGUUGAUUUCAGGGCUGAAGUGAUUCCAAGGUAGAGCACGGAUGAUGAGAUGCCAGUCUGAGGUGAACGGUGAACUAUUUGUAAAUGAAGUAGCUGAUGCAGAUUGAGAAAAGUGUAUUAUGCUAUUUUAGGACAAGUA